This is a messenger RNA of Peromyscus leucopus (white-footed mouse), 948 nucleotides long. Its product is annotated as olfactory receptor 8H1-like. The coding region runs from base 1 to 948 and encodes 315 amino acids. Gene Ontology annotation, molecular function: olfactory receptor activity; odorant binding; G protein-coupled receptor activity. Lineage: Eukaryota; Metazoa; Chordata; Mammalia; Rodentia; Cricetidae. The transcript has a single exon. Gene Ontology annotation, cellular component: membrane. The record is from RefSeq and is a predicted model, not a curated record. Gene Ontology annotation, biological process: sensory perception of smell; G protein-coupled receptor signaling pathway.
AUGAACUCCUGGAAUCACACAAAUAAACCUGACUUCAUUCUCAUGGGGCUGACAGAUUCCAAGGAGAUCCAGCUGGUCCUCUCUGUGCUGUUUCUCCUGAUAUACCUGGUCACUGUGCUGGGGAACAUAGGCAUGAUGCUGAUCAUUCGUCUAGAUGCCCAGCUUCACACUCCGAUGUAUUUCUUCCUCACCCACCUGUCAUUCCUUGAUCUCAGUUACUCAACUGUCAUCACACCUAAAACCUUAGAGAACCUGGUGACUUCAAACAAGAGCAUUUCCUUCACGGGUUGCUUCACCCAGUUGUACUUUUUUGUCUUGUUUGGUGGUGCUGAAUGUUUUCUUCUUUCCUCCAUGGCCUAUGACCGCUAUGUGGCUAUCUGCAACCCUCUGCACUACCCACUUGUUAUGUCCACAAGACGCUGCCAGGCCCUCCUCACUUGUUCCUAUAUGAUGGGAGCUAUUGAUUCCUCUGUCAAUAUGCUCUGUCUAAGCAGGUUAAAUUUUUGCAGCUCUCAUGUCAUCAAUCACUUUUUCUGUGACACACCUGCAAUUCUAGCACUGUCCUGCACUGACACCUAUGUCAUUGAAAUGAUAAUAAUCAUUGUCUCUGGUUCAACUCUAAUGGUGUCCCUUCUCACCAUAUCAAUGUCUUAUACAUUCAUUCUCUCUGCCAUCUUGAAAAUCAGUUCUACUUCAGGAAAGCAGAAAGCCUUCUCCACUUGUGCCUCUCACCUAGUGGCAGUCACCAUAUUUUAUAGCACUAUGAUCUUCACUUAUUUAAAACCAAAGAAGUCCUACUCUUUGGGAAAGGAUCAAGUGGCAUCUGUUUUCUACACCAUUGUGAUCCCCAUGCUGAACCCACUCAUUUAUAGUCUCAGAAACAAAGAAGUAAAAAGUGCUGUCAGUAGAGUUAUCAAGAAGAGGGAGGACCAUAGGCAGUUAAGAUAA